Mya arenaria is the source of this 4163-nucleotide messenger RNA. Its product is annotated as DNA (cytosine-5)-methyltransferase 3B-like. NCBI's taxonomy places the organism in Eukaryota, Metazoa, Mollusca, Bivalvia, Myida, Myidae. The coding region runs from base 21 to 3293 and encodes 1090 amino acids. Gene Ontology annotation, cellular component: nucleus. The record is from RefSeq and is a predicted model, not a curated record. The transcript has 16 exons. Gene Ontology annotation, biological process: regulation of gene expression. Gene Ontology annotation, molecular function: methyltransferase activity.
UUUGCGCAGGAGACAAAACAAUGACCACUAAAGAUGUACCGAGCCUUCGAAAAAGGGCCAAGGUGGACUAUGUGGCCACCAAAAUACUUAGUUUUGGAGCCACUGAGAAAGGCAUAGGCAAAGGUCCAUCAAAGCCUGAAAAGGUAAAAGAUGAAAAGGCUUUACAGCCAGAUAGAAUAAAUGAUAGCUUAAGAAACAAUAAAGAGCCAGUUUGUGGGUUGCAAGAUACAAGCAAAACAUCAUUCAGUUCUUUUGGUAUUGCUCCUACUAAUUCAGAACAAGGGAAGAUUGCCCGUACACAUUCAGAUCUAACAAGGACUGCUCCUACACAUUCAGAACAAACAGUUGCUCCUACACAAUCAAAUCAAACAAAGAUUGCUCCUACGCAUUCAAAACAAACAAGGACUGCUCUUACACAUUUAGAACAAACAUUUGCUCUUAAACACUCGGAUCAAACAAAGAUUGGUCCUAACCCCACAAGCCAAACAAAGCCUAGAAAACCAAAGGGCAGUAGUGAACUGAAAUAUUUGCUGCAGCCGUAUGACCCUUUGGCUGUCAAACAGACUUUCCAGAAUGGCAAAUUUAUGAGAACAAGAGAAACACCAAAUGACAAAGUUACAACUGUGCAGAGUUUGUUCCAAAUUGGUAAAACAAGCAAAAAGUCACUGUCAUGCUUGGGUCACUCAAAGAUGUUCAUUGUCAAUAUUGAAGGAGAUGGCAACAAGGAGCAGGAACUAUUUGUAGCUUUUGCACAUGAGCCAUCAGGUAGUUCAGUGGAUUGUCCUAAAGAGAAAAAUAUUACUGUUGAAGUAUUACCUGAAAAUUGUGUACAAGCGCCAUCUGAUAGUUCAGUGGACUGUCCAAAAGAGAAAAAUAGUACUGUUGAAGAAUUAUCUGAAAAUGGGGUUUGCGGGCCAUCUGGUUGUACAGCGGAUUGUCCAAAAGAAGGAAAUGGUACUGUUGAAGAAUUCUCUGAAAAUGUGGUAUGCGGGCCAUCUGGUUGUACAGUGGAUUGUCCAAAAGAGGGAAAUGGUACUGUUGAAGUAUCAUUAGAGACUGGAGAUGAAAAAGAAUCAAUAACAGAUUCCACAAAUGAUUUAGACAAUACUGAUGAAAUUGCUGCACCCCUUGAUAUCAAUGAUAAGACUGUUAACAAAUUCAGUAGAACUGAUAGGUUCCUAGAUGAGGGCAAAGAAGAACAUAAUUUUUCAGUACAAGGAAACACAGCAGAAAUAUUAACCGCAAAGAAAAGAGUUGAAGAAACUGAGAUUGGAGAUUCUUCAUCCAGUGGGUAUGGUUUAGCUGCAACUGUAAGCUAUAAAGAGAAUAUGGGCUGUAAUCACACACAAGGAGAUGACCAAGAAGAAAGUUUAAGUUUACUUGGAAAUGAAAUUGUACAUGUUUCGCAGAAGUCAAAGUUGGGUGACAGGCAGAAAGACCCCAAGGCUUACCUGGAGGAGGGCAGGAUGGUCUGGGGUGUAUUUGGCAAGGGGAGAUGGUGGCCUGCAGUGGUUGUGAGCGGACGGUCUGUGGGGAAGGGGGACAGGUCUGGAUGGGUUUGGCUCUACUGGCUGUCUGACAGACGGGUUUCACAGGUGAAGGAGUACAAUGUGGAGAGUUUUAAUAGUCAUAUGAUCCAACGACUCAAGCAGAAAGGCUCGAUGAUGCACCGGGGAAUCAACAGAGCCAUUCAACUCUUGGGUGAGAGGUCGGAGCUUGAGGUGCCAGCUAGCAAUGAUCUUCAACAAUGGGCAUUGACAGAGGGCCUGGAUAUACUAACUUCUGAACUUGUUAACACCAGCAAUGAUUUUCAUUUCCCAGAAUACAUCAUUGAGGAUUUACAGAAAAUAAGCAGAUGGCUAGAUCCUGAUGGAAACACAAUUUCUGUCUCGAAAACUGAGACACUUCACAAGAGUGACAAAUCUGUCAGCAAGAGAGAUAACCAGAUUGUGCAGCAGGUGGCCGUCAACAGUUUGGAUCCAAACUUGAAGGAGAAUAAUCUGAGUGGAGAUGUUUGCUUUGUGUGUAAGAGCAUGUGUCAAUUUUCGUACAACCAUCCACUGUUUAUGCAGAAAAUCUGUGCAAAAUGCAAGAAAAAUCUGAGGAGCAGUCUCUAUGCGGUAGAUGAUGACGGGUGUGGCUUGUUUUGUUGUGUGUGUGGGGAAGGGGGUCAGCUAUUUGUCUGCGAGACACCCAAGUGUGGACGGGCAUUUUGCUUCAGUUGUGUCCGCAAUUACACAUCAGAUGCUGUGUUCACUGAGGUACAGCAGACAACUCCUUGGCCAUGUUUUCUGUGCACAGUUUUCUCCCCUGACAGCCACGGAGACCUCGAGCCAAGGCCUGACAGAGAUGCAGAAAUCAUCCAGUUCUUCCAACCCGGGUCGAUGCCUGUGUGUAAAGACCUUGACUAUUUGACGUCGGGAGCAAGGAGGAAGUUGCGUGUUCUAUCUUUGUUCGAUGGUAUUGGCACUGGGAGGUUGGCCUUAGAUCUGCUAGGCCUAGAUGUGGAGUUGUAUGUGGCCUCAGAAAUUAACCCUGAUGCCAUGGCAGUGUCGUCCUACCAUCACAAUGUCACUCAGUUAGGAGAUGUCUGGGGCAUCAAUAAGGACAAGUUGCGAGAGCUGUGCCCCAUAGACUUGGUGCUGGGAGGCCCACCUUGUAAUGAUCUUUCCAUUGUCAACCCACUGAGGAAGGGAUUCAAUGGUUCUGGUAUCCUUGUGGUAAGGUUUGUGUCAUUGUUGCGAGAUGUCGAGGCACUGUGUAAGGGAAGUAACCACGUAUUCUGGCUGAUGGAAAACACUGCCCACAUGCCGAAUCAGUACAAGGAAAUGGUCUGUCAUAUUAUCGGGAUGGAGCCAGCAAUUUGGGAUGCAAAACAUUUCACAGGUCAACGGCGAGCCCGUUGUUUCUGGGGAAACCUGCCUGGCAUGUACAGUGGAGCAGAGUUAUGUAAACAGUUAGAGAAAGAGAGAACAGAGCUGGGUGACGCCCUCAUAUCAAACUUCAACAGGACUGCUAAUGUUAGCCACACCAGAACAGUGACCACAGGCAGUAACUCACUGACAAUCACAAAUGGCCUAGAUGACCAUGUUGUCAGUAUGGAUGGAGUAGGGGAUGAAAUCUGGGUCCAGGAGCUUGAGAGGCUGUUUGGUUUCCCCACCCACUACACAGAUGUAGGUCAGCUGACCCACACCCGGCGACGGCAGUUAAUAGGGAAGGCCUGGAGUGUGCCAGUUAUCAAGCACUUGCUGUCUCCACUGAGGUCAUAUUUCAAGGUCAAGGACAGUGAAUGAUCUUUAUGAAAUAGACCACAUCCAGUGACAAUUGAUGAGUGUGCUGUUUAUCAAGCACCUGCAGUAUUUGCUUGUGUCAUACUUAAAGGUAUACAACUAUUAAGGUUGUUAAGGUGUUUAGUGUGCUGAAUAUCAAGCACCUGUUGUCUCCACUGAGGUUUACAGUUUAAGGUCAAGGACACUGUAUGAUCUUCAUGUAAUAAACUAAGUUUGAAAACAACUGAUUUCAGGGCAGGCCUUAGGUAUGACAGUUUAAAGCACCUGCUCUCCUUCAGCUAAGGCAAAUUGUAGGUCAGAUGACCCAAACCUGACUCAAACGUUGUAGUUAUGGUUAUCUUGGAAGACCAUGGUUACUAGGCAAUGCCUUGAUUAUACCAUUUAUAGCCUAAAGUAACAACUGCCUUCUUUUCUGGUUGUAUUUUAAGAUUAGUGUGAUCUAAAUAACAUAGAACCUUAAGUGCUAGCUUGUCAUCAAAUACCUUCUGUUUUCACUUAGGCUGUAUUUUGAAGCCAAGGCCAUUUUAUGAGAUGAUGAUAAUAAAAAUGAUGUAUAUAUACAUAAUCAUUUUGUCAUUUUAAAUCUAUAGGCAGAGAAUUAAGCAGUGUAGCUUUUGAAGCUUCAUGCCAUGAUUUUAGUAAGGUCAUGUCAGUUACUGAAUUUAACUGGAAAGUUUAGUAGUUACUAGUUUGGUUAAAAAAUAGUUCAUGAUACAUGUAGGUGUUUAUCAAAAAUAUUUGUUUUGUUCCAAAAUCCAUGUAUUUAUUAUGUUAGUUACUUCUUCAAUAUUGUUUUUGUUUUAAGCAAUAUUGUUUUUGUUUUAAGAUUUUGCAGUUUUCAUUUUCAUUUGAAGUUGUUGCCAUACAUGUAGC